Messenger RNA from Triticum turgidum subsp. durum (durum wheat), 1305 nucleotides. The record is from the annotation of a GenBank genome assembly. Lineage: Eukaryota; Viridiplantae; Streptophyta; Magnoliopsida; Poales; Poaceae.
AUGCGCAGCAGCAAUGCCAUGUUAGGCCGCCAAAAAACCUCGAAGACAAGGUUCGUCAGGCGUAUCAACAGCAUCCUGCAGCAGCUACAAUCAGCUAGCCUGAAUAAGUUUGUGGUCAAGUUCGCGCUUCGGAAAAGGCACACGGCUCACAUUGAUAGAUGGGUCAACUUUUCUGUCGCAUCAAGAACAAAACAUUUGGUUCUUGAUUUAUGUCCAGGAAUGAAAGUUAGUAGUAUCGACACAGAUGACAUGUACACCUUCCCACUCCAUCUUUUUGAUGCCAGUAGUGGUUCUUGUGUCAAGUCUCUUCGUCUAGGGUUCGUCUAUUUAAUGCCACUCCCUGAUCUCUGCGGAUUUGCGAACCUUAAGAAACUCUCUCUGCAUAUGGUGACCAUCACAGGGGAAUUCUCGUGCUUGGUCCCAGUAUGUGCUGUUCUUGAGUGGCUAAGCAUCACCAGAUGCAGAAUGGCUGGGCUAAGCAUAGCGCAGGAACUAAGCCAGCUGCAUUAUCUAUGCGUGCAGUUCUGUUUCCUGCUGAAGUUAGAAAUCCGGGCUCCAAACCUUGUCACCUUCAUGUUCAACGAUCAUGCUAUACCUAUCAUGCUUGGUGAACCUCUGAAAAUUUCAGAGGCGACGAUUGGUUUGUUUUCGUCCUCCGACUGUUUCAAUUAUGUCUUCACUGAUCUUGUCAAUGCUCUUUCACAUGUGCAGUCUCUCUCCAUAAACUUCAAAAUUAACACCGAGGUCUGUUCUGCCUUCAUGGUUUUGCUUCCAUUUCUUUAUGCUGUACGAGGAGGUCAUUGUUUGUCUCACAUUUGCCAUUUGCUAAUGUUACAGGUGCUGGGGUUUGUGAAAAAUCCUACCAGACUUACCAAUCUGAGACUUAUGAUCUUGAAGAUAGAUAUUUCUGGGUGGCCAGAAACUACUGGUGGAAUUCUUCGUUUGGCUUACAUUUUGAAGCUAGCCCCCUUUUUGGAAGAGUUGGUACUCCAUAUGUAUUAUCUUAACUUGGCAAUUCCUGUCUUGCAAACAAUUGAGGAUACCUCCCCGCCUCAUCCGCACAGUCAUCUGAAGACUAUCCGAAUGACCGGGUUUUACGGUUUGCAUGGUCAGCUUGAGCUAGCACUCUAUCUGCUUCGGAAUGCGACUUCUCUCAAGUGUAUGGUCAUAGAUCCUGUGGUGAGAAACAGCUCAUACAUUCCACCUCUGGUGGUAGCAGAGAAACAAAUAUAUCAAGGCAGGAUAACGGCCAGGACUAAACUUUGGAGGAACAACGAGUUCAGAGGCGUCCUUGAAAUUCUGUGA